Molecule: messenger RNA, 1170 nt
Organism: Lobosporangium transversale
Lineage: Eukaryota; Fungi; Mortierellomycota; Mortierellomycetes; Mortierellales; Mortierellaceae
Product: putative PEP8-vacuolar protein sorting/targeting protein
Exons: 6
Coding region: 51-968 (305 amino acids)
Biological process (GO): intracellular protein transport; retrograde transport, endosome to Golgi
Cellular component (GO): endosome; retromer complex
Source: RefSeq, a predicted model, not a curated record
CAAGAAACCAACUUCAUUCUCUGUCAUUCUCAUCCCUACCCUAUAAUACCAUGUCCGUGGCUAGCCUUUUUGGUCUUUCGGCACCCAUUGACGUCGAGAUUCGUUUCGAAGGUCAGGAGAACCGAAAACAGAUUGAGGCCAAAGUUGAUAAAGACAGAAGAGAAAAGUUUCCUUUAUAUUUUGAUGGAGAAACUGUUGCGGGAAAGAUCAAUAUCCGAGUCAAGGAUGGCAAGAAGGUUGAUCAUAAUGGCAUCAAAGUUGAAUUCGUUGGAAGUAUAGAGCUUUUCUAUGAUCGUGGAAAUCAUUAUGAGUUCAGGACGAUUCAACAGGAAUUAGCCAUGCCUGGAGAGCUCCGCAAUAACACUCAGUUUCCCUUUGAGUUUAAGAAUGUGGAAAAGCAAUAUGAAAGUUACCAUGGCAUUAAUGUUAAACUGAGGUACUUCGUCAGGGUGACAAUUCAGCGUAGACUGGCAGAUGUGGUCAAGGAGCAGGAUAUUUGGGUGCACUCGUAUGUGAUGCCCGCGGAUGGUAAUAACUCAAUCAAGAUGGAGGUUGGUAUUGAAGAUUGUCUACACAUCGAGUUUGAGUAUAAUAAGUCAAGAUAUCACUUGAAGGAUGUGAUUGUUGGCAAGAUCUACUUCUUACUUGUACGCAUUAAGAUCAAGCACAUGGAACUUUCGAUUAUCCGAAGGGAAACAACAGGCGCACCUCCCAAUCAGUAUAAUGAAAGUGAGACAAUUACAAAGUUUGAGAUCAUGGAUGGUGCUCCUGUCCGUGGUGAGACUAUCCCUAUUCGUCUCUUCCUCGGAGGCUUUGAACUCACUCCAACCUUCCGCGAUGUUAACAUGAAGUUCUCUGCACGAUAUUAUCUCAAUUUGGUGCUUAUCGACGAGGAGAAUCGACGUUACUUCAAACAACAAGAAAUUACAAUCUUCCGCAGACAAGGUAAGUUUUUUAUACACCCCUGAACGGGGGAAAGUGAAAAGCUUGCUGGUAUCGUUUAAAAGUUGUAUACAAAACUUAUAGAUCCUUUGUCAGAUUGUUGAGGCCGUUAUUCACCAACUUAUGCAAUUUCUAUCUUGUCGCUUGAUAUUCAUAGUUGAUGACGAGAAUGUUGAUGAACCUAGACAGAUCCAAGAAUAGAAAAAAGGAAUGGCAGAUGAAGAGGGA